Molecule: messenger RNA, 1631 nt
Organism: Sycon ciliatum
Lineage: Eukaryota; Metazoa; Porifera; Calcarea; Leucosolenida; Sycettidae
Exons: 2
Coding region: 256-849 (197 amino acids)
Source: RefSeq, a predicted model, not a curated record
CUACAUUCAUACAGAGGCAGAGGUGAAGGUAUGAACUACGAGUAUGAAGCUUGCCGUUCGCUUGCUUUGCAACACAGGAUUGGAGCACGCACUCUCAGGGCAGCUACUGUGGCUUGGCCAAGGACUAGCUGGCACUGUCGUGGAGGAGUACUCGCCAUUGCUUGGCAUCCGGCUGUGCCGACUCUGUCGUCAACUGCUUGCUGGUAACUGCAAGGCUGUGCGGGCCACAUCCUCUGGAUCGCUGUCCGCGCGGAGAUGGGCUCUUCCUUGGCGUCCAGUCGGAGAGGGAUGGGCACGGCGAUGUUGAUUGCGGGUCAUUAUGCCCUGCUUCUGCUGUUAGUUAUGGGAGGGACGAGACCUGUUCAAUCUUCUCCAGUGGCUGUGGAAAACACGCGUACCGAUGAUCUACCACUGUGCGUGGACCUCCUUGACGACUUCUCGGCAUCGGGCGCCAGCGGUGAUGGAGUGGCUGGAGACGCCAUCAUGGACGACGAGGACUUUGCUCAGCGGCACGGGCAGCGAUGUCACGUGACCGACGUCAGGUGUUUGAUCGACAGCGGUAUCAUCCUGUGCCGCGGUGACGGACCGUCCGGGCAGCCCACCAGUUCCGCUGCCGCCGUCACCGUUGUGGAGCACGGCUUUGCCGCCUGGUGGAAGAACCCGGCCAUGGUGCUGGUCAUGGCCCUCUCGGUCUGUCUCAUCGUCGUGUCCGUCACCAUCGUCGUGCUGCUCGCCGUGCGAUGGAGCCAGCUAAGCAAGCACCAGGCACGCUUGAAACGCCAGAGCAGUCGCCGACUGAGCGGCAAGAACGCGUUCGCUCACUUCCAGACCAAGCUGCUAACUGUGUGAAAAUGCCAUGUAAAAAGAAAUUCUGAAUUUGAUCAACAUGCGUAUAGUGUAGAUGGUGAAAUUUAAGUGCCAGUGUGUGCUACUUACCUAUCCAGAGGUAUGAAGUUCAGCAAAGGACACAGAUAACCCAUCACUUGCUGAGUCACGACUGAACAAGGACCUGCCUCACAAUACCAGGUGUGUGUGUGUGUGUGUGUGUGUGUGUGUGUGUGUGUGUGUGUGUGUGGUGUGUGUGGUGUGUGUGCGUGCAUGCAUGCAUGCGUGUGUGUGUGAGAGAGAGAGUGAGUGAGAGAGAGACGUGUGCAUUUCGAACCGUUGAGCAUGUUCCUCUGUUGGUCAACACCCGCGUUUCGUUUCUCCCCGUUUGAGUGCGCUUCUCCACAGCCGUGGACCGGCUCUCUAUAUUCUGCACUACAUUACACCGUAUGUGACCAAGUUUAUAGAUUGACCAGUGCAGUUUGGUAUUUGCUGGUUGUAUUGGCCACACUAAUCUUACACAAGCAAUAUAUCUGGUUGAGUUUUUCCCAAUAUCCUGGCUUGAUUACCUCCCCCCCUCCCCCCCCCCUUCACCCUCCAUGAUCCUUUACAUGGUGUGAUGUUGUAUAUUCAUAUUUGCUCCCCCCCCCCCCCCUCCCCUAUCUACAAACACACGGAGUGAUGAGGCUCUCUCCUCUUUUGUUUUAGCAAACUCUUUCCCACUUGAUGUUCACACGUCUGUACACAGUGCAUGUUUUGCUAUAUGGACACACCUUGAGAUCGUUCUCCACCAACGUGUCACAUUA